Molecule: messenger RNA, 372 nt
Organism: Suillus subaureus
Lineage: Eukaryota; Fungi; Basidiomycota; Agaricomycetes; Boletales; Suillaceae
Exons: 2
Coding region: 1-372 (123 amino acids)
Source: RefSeq, a predicted model, not a curated record
AUGCUGUGCUCCACGCGUUUAGUUAAACUCGCGGCAAUCAAGCAUGGUAACUCCCAGGAAGGCGCGACAUCAGAUGGCACGAUGACAAUGAGCAACAAAGAAUAUACCCUGCUUGCACAAAGAACCGAAGAGGAGGAGCAAGAGCAAAGUCACGUCCCGCUUGAAGCGGACGGAGUGUGCAUCCCAAGCACAAAAGGCUUUACCUCACCGUGGUUCAUCGGUAUUGCCUUGGUUGCAUUCCUUGCAAUCAACGGGCUUUGCCUGAUGAUUAUGACCAAUCGGCUCCGAGCUGUAUCAAUGGCACUGGAGCCACUGCUCGACUUCACGGAUACCCGGCAUCUACCUCGCCCCGAUCAAUACGAUGGGCUGUGA